Molecule: messenger RNA, 588 nt
Organism: Ictidomys tridecemlineatus (thirteen-lined ground squirrel)
Lineage: Eukaryota; Metazoa; Chordata; Mammalia; Rodentia; Sciuridae
Product: olfactory receptor 1165
Biological process (GO): G protein-coupled receptor signaling pathway
Cellular component (GO): membrane
Molecular function (GO): olfactory receptor activity; G protein-coupled receptor activity
Source: RefSeq, a predicted model, not a curated record
UUUGUGGCUGUGUGUAAUCCCUUGCUCUACACAGUUGCCAUGUCUCGCAAGCUCUGUUCCCUCUUAGUGUCUGGGACAUACAUGUGGGGUGGCCUGUGCUCCUUGAUACUCACUUACUCUCUGCUAGUACAGUCCUAUUGUGGAUCUAAUGUCAUAAAUCACUUUGGCUGUGAGUACUCUGCCAUCCUCUCUUUGUCCUGCUCUGACACUUCUUUCAGUCAGAUGGCAUGUUUCGUCAUUUCGACAUUCAAUGAAGUGUUUAGCCUCCUGAUCAUCCUUGCUUCCUAUAUCUUCAUCAUUGCCACUGUCAGCAGGAUGCCUUCUAAGGGUGGCCUCCGCAAAGCCUUCUCCACCUGUGCCUCUCACCUGACUGCCAUCAGCAUCUUCCAUGGGGUCAUCCUCCUUCUCUACUGUGUGCCCCAUGACAAAAGCUCCUGGCUCCUGGUCAAAGUGGACACUGUUCUUUUCACUGUCUUGAUUCCCUUGUUGAAUCCCCUGAUCUACAGCCUCAGGAGCAAAGAUGUAAAAGAGACAGUUAGGAGGCUGAUUGACUCCAAACUGCAUUCUCUCCACAUAAAAUUCAGAUAA